AUGGGGCAGAUCGCAAGCAAAGAGUUGGUGCAAGAACCAUCAUUCAUUAAAGAUGUUUUUUUCAACACACUAAUUGGGUAUGAACUGGACAUCGACUUAUGUAAAGUGCUAGACCGACUCAAACCAACGACAAAGCGAGUCCUAUCUCUUCUUGACUGCGAAGAUGAAAAUGCUCCUUCAUUCUGCUACCUGAAACGUUACAUUCGUAAACUAAACAAUGUGUCUCUUGGAGCUUUCCUUCGCUUCACUACACCAUCUGAUCUGUUGCUCUCCGGUGUGAAUGAUAACUAUUACCGUCUGACUGUCCGUAUGGUUGACCUAGAUGGGCUUGCUCGCAGACCAAUCGCGCAUACAUGCGGGAGAGUCCUCGAACUACCCCAAAAGUACGAAAGCUUUCCACAGUUCAGGGCUGAAUUCAAUGCAAUCUUGUGUAUCUGCAGUUACCAGAAACGUUUUCCGCGCGUUGAAUCAGCUCGUCUAACUGACCAGUUCGAGUUACUGAAUGACACGACUCUCAUGGAAUGUGCAGUGAAGUGUGGCAGGAAAAUCACGUGUUUGGCUUUCAAUGUGAACGUCAACGCACGGCAGUGUGAGCUGAUCGUCAAUCCAAGUUUUAGUGAUUCGAAGCAGAGUGACCCACAGUGGGAUUACUAUGGUUCAGUUGGCGAAUACUGCGUUGGGAAGAAGACGCUGAUUGCAACUGUGAGCUGUAAAAUGAUCUGGAACUACAAGCUGGUGUGGGUAACUGUGGGGCUGUUCUCUCUUUAUAAAGGCACUGUGACCGACAUUAGUGACAACGUGGCGUUGAACAAGCCGGUCACUGCCAGUACCUUCGUCUCAAAACCCGAACUGGCGGUUGACGGGAACAACGGGACUGCCGUUGGCGACUGUUUCGUCAGUGAUAAGUUCGACUUCAGCCACACGUGGAUGGUAGACUUGCUAGGAACCUACGUUGUUGACCAUGUUAUUAUAACCGUUCCUAGUAGCUCGUACAUGUUGCAAAUGUUCUUCAUAGAAGUAUUUUCACAAAACCCAGAAAAAUGUCCUAAUGCGGUUCCUGAGAUUUGUCUACCCUUGUCUAAAAGUCCUCUGCCGAUGGAACAGACAACAACCUUGACCUGUGAUAAACCAUCCAGAGGUCGAUUCCUCCGCAUACACUCGGUGACCUCUUUUAUACCUUUGGAAAUGGCCUUCUGUGAAGUUGAAGUAUACACCGCACCUGAAAAUGGAUGCAGUUUUCCACAAAGUUUCCCGCGCGUUGAAUCAUCUCGUCUGCUAAGUCAACAGACCGUGUUACUGAAUGACACGACUCACAUGGAAUGUGCAGUGAAGUGUGACAGGAAAAUCACGUGUUUGGCUUUCAACGUGAACGUCAACGCACGGCAGUGUGAGCUGAUCGUCAAUCCAAGUUUCAAUGAUUCCAAGCAGAGUGACCCACAGUGGAAUUACUAUGGGUCGGACUUGUGCUAAUAGCCCGAGUACUCUGACAUUCGAGAGCUAGACGGACAUUUGAACGAGAGCGAGUAUAGCCUCUAUUAGAAACAUACUUAUCUGCCCUUGGUUUUUAUCGUGCUAAGCGGUCCCAAUUAGCUACUAAAUUAUUUCCGGCGCGUUACGCUCCAGUCGCUUGCAACAAAGGCCCUUUGUUACUGCUGAA
Messenger RNA from Gigantopelta aegis, 1657 nucleotides. RefSeq lists its product as uncharacterized. Gene Ontology annotation, molecular function: ubiquitin-protein transferase activity. Bases 1 to 1470 code for a protein of 489 amino acids. The record is from RefSeq and is a predicted model, not a curated record. The transcript has 6 exons. NCBI's taxonomy places the organism in Eukaryota, Metazoa, Mollusca, Gastropoda, Neomphalida, Peltospiridae.